Messenger RNA from Rhodamnia argentea, 3054 nucleotides. RefSeq names its product probable LRR receptor-like serine/threonine-protein kinase At3g47570. Gene Ontology annotation, molecular function: protein kinase activity; ATP binding; protein binding. The transcript is spliced from 3 exons. NCBI's taxonomy places the organism in Eukaryota, Viridiplantae, Streptophyta, Magnoliopsida, Myrtales, Myrtaceae. The record is from RefSeq and is a predicted model, not a curated record. The coding region runs from base 19 to 3054 and encodes 1011 amino acids. Gene Ontology annotation, biological process: protein phosphorylation.
CCUUUGGGCUUUUGAGUCAUGAAACUCCUAGGCAUUUGUUUUGCGGAGUUUCAAUCAUGCCCCUUGCUUCUUGGUAUCACUCUUGCACUGUGCUUGUACCAAGUCUCCUCUGCCACCAACGAAACAGACAGACUUUCCCUGCUCGCAUUUAAGGCCGGCAUAACCGCAGAUCCUUUUGGCGUGCUCGACUCAUGGAACCAUAGCAUUGGGUUUUGCCAAUGGUAUGGCGUUACGUGCGGCCGGAGGCACAGGAGGGUCGCCGUCCUGGACUUAUCAUCACGGGGACUCUCGGGACCAAUCUCUCCUCAUAUCGGAAACCUCAGCUUCCUGAGGGAAUUGCGGCUCCAAAACAACAGUCUCGAUCAUGAAAUCCCUCCGCAAGUCAGCCAGUUGCGCCGCCUGCGUAUCCUACGGUUGAACAACAAUUCAUUGGUUGGUGAAAUUCCUGGAGAGCUCGGUUCAUUUCCGAAGCUACUGCAGUUCGAUUUGUAUGGUAAUAAUCUGUUCGGGAGUGUGCCUUCAACCAUUGGGAACUUAUCUUCACUGGAGAUCCUUCUUUUAACCUUGAACAACUUGGGUGGGAGCAUUCCCGAAGCCCUUGGCCACCUGGCAAACUUGCAAGUCGUGGCUUUUGGAGGAAACAGAUUGUCGGGUAUGAUUCCAUCUUCGUUACUCAAUCUCUCUUCGCUAAUUCAGUUUGAUGUUGGAAACAACCAGAUACAGGGGACUCUUCCUGCAAGCAUAGGCCUUAAACUCCCAAAUCUUGAAUUUUUUAGCGUUGCCGUGAACCAAAUUGAGGGGCCGAUUCCUCCAUCGAUAUCGAAUUGCACGAAGCUAGACUUACUUCAACUAGGACUCAACAGAUUUUCCGGGAAAGUACCUUCUUUGGAAAAUUUUCAUGAGCUUAGAUGGUUCCGAAUCUUUUAUAAUCAGCUUGGAAGUGGAAAACCCGAAGACUUGAGCUUCCUUUGCUCAUUAACUAACAGCACCAAGUUAGAGCACGCGGGUAUUCAGGGGAACAAGUUUGGUGGGGUGUUACCUAAAUGCAUAGGUAAUUUAUCCACCGCUCUCACAGUAUUUACUUUAGGCGAGAAUCAAAUAUCUGGUGAGAUUCCAGAAGAAAUUGGGAAUCUUGUCAACCUGGAAGUAUUGUUUAUGGAUCUCAACCAGCUUUCAGGCUUUAUCCCCUCAAAUUUGGGUAAUCUACGUAAUCUAGCGAGACUGGAAUUAAGUGAUAACAACCUAGGAGGGACUAUUCCAUCUUCUUUGGGAAAUCUAACCAAGUUGCUUGAAUUAUACUUUGGUGGGAACAACUUCCGUGGGCAAAUUCCUUCACAACUAUCAAACUGCCGGUCUCUUAAUUUGCUUGAUCUGUCUAGUAACAAUCUCGAUGGUGUCGUACCUCCACAGCUUAUAGGUCUCUCAUCUUUCGCGAUUAUUCUGAACUUGUCUCGCAACCGUUUGAUUGGAGUUCUGCCCACAGAAGUUCGCAACUUGAGAGCUUUGACCGCGCUGGACAUCUCAGAUAAUUUGUUGGUAGGUGAAAUCCCAAGUAGUUUAGGUGCUUGCACUGGAUUGACAUCACUGAGGAUGGGGGGCAACUUCUUCCAUGGGUCCAUUCCUCAGUCUAUCAGGUUGUUAGGAGGCAUUGAAGAACUAGAUAUUUCACGCAACAAUUUGUCGGGUCAAAUUCCAGAAUUCUUAGCAAUACUUCGUUCCUUGAAAAUUUUGAAUUUGUCGUACAAUAAGUUUGAAGGCAUGCUACCACGUGAAGGAGUCUUUAAGAAUGUUACCGGUACUUUUAUUAUUGGGAACAAUGAGCUCUGCGGCGGACUGCCAGAAUUUCACCUCCCCGAUUGCAUCUCCAAAAGCUCUAAGAGCAAAAAAAUCAAUAUAGUGAUAUUGUCCACUUGUAUUAUUUUCGGAGUUCUUGGAGUAGCUGUUAUUCUUGCUUUUAUAAAUCUUUGCUGGUUGAAGAAGAAAGUAAAUAAACCAGUUCCCAGUUUGAUAAAUAGUUCGUGUCCGAACAUAUCUUAUGGAGAACUCCUAAAAGCAACAGAUGGUUUUUCUUCAACGAAUUUGAUUGGUGUUGGAAGCUUUGGUUCCGUUUACAAGGGAAUACUCAAGGACAAUGGAAUUGCUAUUGCCGUGAAGGUGUUUCAUUUAGUCCGUCAUGGUGCUCUAAAGAGCUUCAUAGUCGAGUGCGAGGCAUUAAAAAACAUUAAACAUCGAAAUCUUUUGAAGACAUUGACGGUUUGCUCCAGUAUUGAUUAUCAAGGAAAUGAUUUUAAGGCCGUAGUAUAUGAAUUCAUGGACAAUGGAAGCCUCGAACAGUGGCUACACCCAAGCGCAACAUCAUCUCAUGGGAAUGUGCUUCCGAAAAAGUUGAACUUCAUUCGGAGGCUAAGCAUAGCCAUUGGUGUUGCUUCUGCACUGGAUUAUCUUCACCACCAAUGCCACUUCCCAAUCCUUCAUUGCGAUCUGAAGCCAAACAAUAUCCUCUUAGAUGCUGAGAUGGUGGCGCAUCUUGGCGACUUUGGACUGGCGAAAUUCUUUCUUGGAUCAUCCCUUGAUACGGUAGCUAAUCAGAUGAGCUCGGUGGGUCUUAGAGGGACAAUUGGUUAUACUCCCCCAGAAUAUGCAACGGGAUGUGAGGUCUCAAGAGAAGGCGAUGUCUAUAGUUACGGGAUCCUCUUGCUAGAGAUGUUCACGGGAUUGAGUCCCACCGACAACAAAUUCGGAGACAAUUUGACUCUCCAUGGUUUUGUCGCAGCGGCUUUGCCUGAACGAGUAUUAGAAGUUACGGAUCGGAUUCUGCUUCUAGAAAGAGAGAGUCGUUUUGACCCUGAUAGUUCUCGACGUGGGCUCUCCGAAAGGAAUGUCAUCUUUCAAGAGUGUUUGGUUAUGAUAUAUAACAUCGGAAUCACUUGUUCCAAUGAAGUGCCAGGAAAACGGAUGACCAUCAGCGGUGUUGCGAAUCAGCUGGAAAAGAUCAGGGAAAAACUCUUUCGAUUGGGCUUACAUGAACAAGAUGAGCUACCGCAGGUUAUGUGA